Rhineura floridana is the source of this 2211-nucleotide messenger RNA. RefSeq names its product ceramide synthase 2 (gene CERS2). NCBI's taxonomy places the organism in Eukaryota, Metazoa, Chordata, Lepidosauria, Squamata, Rhineuridae. The transcript has 12 exons. The coding region runs from base 348 to 1502 and encodes 384 amino acids. Gene Ontology annotation, molecular function: sphingosine N-acyltransferase activity; DNA binding. Gene Ontology annotation, biological process: ceramide biosynthetic process. The record is from RefSeq and is a predicted model, not a curated record. Gene Ontology annotation, cellular component: membrane.
CCUAGCCGGAAACCAGAGAGCCCCACCCCUGGGUUUCAGGCAGCCGCUCCGGCCCUUCCCCUCCUCCCUUGUUGCAAAAUGGGAUAAUCCCCUCCCUUCCCCUGGGCAGGGGGUGAGUCAGUAGGUGGACAGAUGCGAGCAAAGGGUGGAGGCCCACACUGCCAGGCUCUGCUGUCGAUUUCUAAGGCUUGGCUCAAGGGGGGGGAGGGGGAAGAGCUUUGCCGCCGCCGCAGAAGAGACCCUCCCUCAUCCCUCCCCCCCCCCGCAAAAAAAUCAAUUAAACCGGCGCCGGAGUAAGAAAGGGGAAUAUAUAUAUAUUAUAUAUCCAUUUGACUUCCUGCCAAACGAUGUUCCAGACGUUAUACAAUUACUUCUGGUGGGACCGGCUGUGGUUGCCGUCCAACCUCACCUGGGCCGACGUCAACAGCAAUGGGCGGGUCUCGCCUCAGCCCGCGGACUUGUACAUCACCAUCCCUUUAGCUUUCAUCUUCCUCGUUGUCAGACACUUCUUUGAAAUGUACGUGGCAAUUCCACUAGCUGGUCUUCUGAAUAUCAAGGAGAAAGUCCGGUUAAAAGCGACUCCGAAUCCCGUGCUAGAGAAAUUUUACAUCGCAUCCUGUAAAAGCCCCAAACAGGCCGACAUCGAGGCGCUCUCGAAGAAAAGCGGCUGCACCCCGCGACAGGUAGAGCGCUGGUUCCGGCGGCGUCGCAAUCAGGAUCGACCCAGUUUGCUCAAAAAAUUUCGGGAGUGCAGUUGGAGAUUCACCUUUUACCUUAUUGCUUUCAUUGCUGGCAUGGCUGUUAUAGCAGACAAACCUUGGUUUUAUGACCUCCGGGAAGUUUGGAGCGGCUACCCUGUUCAGGACCUGCUUCCAUCCCAGUACUGGUAUUACAUGUUUGAGCUUUCUUUUUACUUGUCUCUGCUAUUCAGCGUUGCCUCAGAUGUGAAGCGCAAGGACUUCAAGGAGCAAGUCAUUCACCAUGUGACCACCAUUGUCCUGAUAAGCUUCUCCUGGUUCACAAAUUACAUCCGCGCGGGGACCCUCAUCAUGGCCUUGCACGACUCCUCGGACUCUUUCCUGGAGUCAGCAAAAAUGUUCAAUUACGCAGGAUGGAAAAACACAUGCAAUAACAUCUUCAUCGUAUUUGCGAUUGUUUUCAUCAUUACGCGGCUCAUCAUCCUUCCAUUCUGGAUUCUGCAUUGCACGGUCGUCUACCCACUGGAUCUUUACCCGCCUUUCUUUGGCUACUAUUUCUUCAACACCAUGAUGGUCAUCCUGCAAUGUUUGCAAGUAUUUUGGGCAUAUUUCAUCAUCCGAAUGGCCUGGAAAUUCAUAACUGGAAAGGUGUUGGAGGAUGAGCGCAGCGACCGCGACGAGACAGAUAACACAGAGGAGGAGGAGAAGAAUGUUGCCGCCGCCCCCCGGCUUGGAGCCACAAAGAAUGGCCCGCUUACCAACGGGCACCCCGUCUUGAACAAUAACCACCGGAAAGCUGAAUGAUCUGCUUGGUCUCUGAUUUGGUACCCAAGCCCUUCUCCAGUUCCAGUUGGCCUCUCUGCCACAAGAUGAGGUCUUUUUUAUUUUUGAAGCCAAAAAACUACCUUUGAGAACUCCGGAAUUGCAGCAGGAAGUGCAACCACCUUUCACUCCUCCUGGCUCCUUUCUCGGGCGUUUGACCCUUUCUUUUAGAUACCUGUUGAAGCGCUGGCUUCAUCUUGAGAGGGACCCCAGACGUCCCCACCUUGUUACAAUUUUGCUUAGAGGAAACACCCUUUAAAGACCACCUCUUUAGACACAGGCUGCAACAGUUGAAAGUUGUUGAUCUAUUUCUCCCCUCUUUAUGGGUAAAAUGGGGGGGGGGGAUGUCCAUGGCCUUGAUUUUUGCCUCCUAUUUCCUCACCAACCUGCCUUAAAUCCUUCUUGGAAAGCAACCAUGAAACUUGAGGAACUUCCCCCGCCCCCAAUCAUUUAUCGACGUCUAAUAAUUUUCUUGCUGCAGGCAAGGAACCAGCAAGGCCCCCCGCAGCCUUCCAAAGUACACACAUGCAUCACUUAAAAAGAAAAUGUUGGACACUUGUAAUGAAGGACACUUCAGUGGAAGAACGCCGAUGGUCAAGUUGCCAGUCCUCAUCGAGGUCUCCUCCUUCCCCAUGCCAGUGGCCUUUUGCUGAAAGCGUGUCGGGGAAAGCUGGGUUCCUUCCCCUCCCAA